Molecule: messenger RNA, 2525 nt
Organism: Rubroshorea leprosula
Lineage: Eukaryota; Viridiplantae; Streptophyta; Magnoliopsida; Malvales; Dipterocarpaceae
Source: the annotation of a GenBank genome assembly
AAUCAUGCACCAAAUCCCCAACCUCAGCAAAAUGCAAACUCUCAGGUCUGAAGUGCAGGACCAUCUCGAAUUUGCAGCCAAGUUCGAUUACUUCAUAUACCGAGUUGGCGACAUCAUUUGCCACAAAAUUCUCAAGUCGAAAGUUAAUACAGAAAACCAUGUCGGAACUCACCAGGCUGUAGCACUAGCUGCCAUGAUCCAAGGUCUCAAGCAUGAUAGGUUCCGGGAUAACCUAAGAAAGCAUCCGCCUUCGAUGUUUGAUCAAGCAAAUGAGAGGUCUCGUAGGUUCAUCACAGCGGAAGAGUAUGCUCUCUCUGGCAAACCCAUAGUGGGAGGGAUGAGCUCCAACCAACAAAAGCUGAAUGUGAGGGAGGUGAAACAUCAGAACCGAACUCAAAAGAAGAAGUCUGAUGAGGCAGAUCAGAAGAGCCAACCUAUAACAUUCACUUCAACUGAUCUUGAUGGUGUUGUCACACCUCACGAUGACCCAUUAGCCACCUCAGUCAUUGUCAAUAAUUGUGAAGUUCAACGUGUCCUUGUUGACACUGGAAGCGCUCUUAACAUCAUUCAUCGGACGUCCUACUUUGACCGAGAUCAGAGAUGUCGUUUCAUAAUCCCACUAAUGCAUGAAGUUCUUUACGCCCAUGGGAGUGGCGACUCUCAAAGCUCAGCCAUCAAAUUUCAACUAGAAGCCCCUAAUAGCCAACAAGUGAUAGGCAUUGAGCUACUGAAUAACAAACCUGAAAAUGAGGCCAAGGCCACCCCGGUAGAAGAGGUGGAAGAGGUGCAGAUUGAUGAUAGUGACCCCACUAAGAAGACACAGAUUGGGACCAAGCUGAGCUCGAAAGAAAGAAAAGAGCUUAUUGGCUUUUUGAAGUCAAAUAAAGAUGUAUUUGCAUGGACCUCAGUUGAUAUGCCCGGGAUACCCACCUCGGUCGAGGUACACAAGCUAAGUACUAACCCUCUGAAGAAGCCCGUAGCUCAUAAAAGGCGCCUAUUUGGAGGAGAGAGGAUGCAAGCAAUCAAGGAAAAGGUACAGAAGCUCUUGCAAGCAGGGUUUGUAAAAAGAGUAGACUACUACGAAUGGGUUGCUAAUCUUGUUCUAGUCAAGAAGUCGAACGGCAAAUGGAGAAUGUGCAUUGAUUACACUAAUCUUAAUGAUGCUUGCCCGAAGGACUGCCAUCCCUUGCCAAUCCACAUGGCAUCCGAGGACGAGGUGAAAACCUCCUUUUAUGCUGGUGAUGAGAUCUAUUGCUACGUGAUGAUACCAUUUGGACUGAAGAAUGCAGGGGCUAUGUAUCAAAAGAUGGUGACGAUUGUAUUCCAAGCUCAAAUUGGUAGGAAUUUGGAAGUUUACAUUGACGAUAUAGUGGUCAAGAGCCUCAAGGCAGAAGAUCACUUGACCAACUUGGGAGAAACGUUUGAUAGCUUAAGAAAGCACAGCAAGAGGUUGAACCCAGCCAAGUGCGUCUUUGGCGUCAAAUCUAGUAAAUUCCUAGGGUUCAUGGUCUCUAAGAGCGGGAUAGAGGUCAAUCCCAGGAAGAUUAAGGCAAUAGAAGAGAUGAAACUGCCAAGGUCAGUCAAGGAUGUGCAAUGCCUAACUGGACAGGGCAAGAUCUUGUACCUCAACCUCGAGAUAUCCGACACAACGAUAAGCUCAGUCUUGGUCAGGGAAAUGGGACAACAACAGAAGCUAGUGUACUAUGCCAACAAGGUGGUACAAGGAGCCGAACUGAGGCAGAUUUUGCAAAAGCCGGAGUGCUCAAGUAAGCUCAUCAAGUGGGCGAUAGAGCUGGAUGAAUUCCAUAUCACAUUCCAGCAGAGAUCAACAAUCCGAGCUCAAGCUUUGGCCAAUUUUGUGGUAGAAUGUGAGGUUAUAGAUCCUACCCUAGCUAAGUACUUAGUCGUGGUCUCCGAACUCAAAUGCCAAUUUGAGAGAUUCCAGCUCACAAAAGUCCCGAGAGCAAAGAAUGAGCAUGCAGAUUCAUUGUCAAAGUUAGCUUCUGAUAGCUAUCGAGGAAUGAGGUCCUUCUAUGUUAAGGUCCUUGAUGAACCAAGCUUUCAGAGGUCAAAGGUGAUGGAGGUCAAUGUUGAUCCUGAAACCCCCAGUUGGACAGAUCCCAUUAAAACUUAUCUCCGAGAUGGAACUAUCCCAAAUGACAAGCUAGAAGAGAUGAAGUUGCGGAGAAAGACAUCUCGGUACACCUUGGUUGAUGGCAUCUUGUAUCAGAGGUCAUAUUCACUUCUACUCCUUCACUAUUUAACCCUUUACGAGGUUGAGUAUACUCUUCGUAAGGUGCAUAAAGGUGUAUGUGGUAGUCAUAUCGGAGCUUGGACUCUAACCCACAAGGUGCUCCGGCAAGGAUACUAUUGGCCCAAUAUGCAAGAAGAUGCCAAUAAGUAUGUUUAGAAGUGCCAGAAAUGCUAAUUCUUUGCACACCUCACUCACCAACCAGCAAAAGAACUCACCAACUUGGUUGCACCAUAGCCUUUUGCCUAAUGAGGAAUAGAUAUUCUGAGUCCUU